UAAUCCUGAAAUAUAAUGCCAAAAUUUUAUUUGCAGAUUGAUGUUUGGCCCCACCAUUCGAAUAUUAUCUUCAAAUUUUCAUUCAUUUUCUUCUAUGAUUAAGCAGUAUUUCAAUCCUCUAGCUGUAGCUGAGGUUAUCAAGUUAUUAUUUAGUAAACCUUCAUGUUUUUUACCCCAUGCAAAAGUUGAGAACAUAGCUGUCAUUGAUUUCGAUAAACUUAAACACUUUGGGUUUAAACGUGUUUUGUUUGAUAAAGAUAACACUUUAGCAUCUCCUUACCAAAACACGGCUUUUUGCACAGAAAUAAAGCGCUCUGUUGAGUUAUGUUCCCAGGCAUUUGGUAGGGAGAAUGUCUGUAUUUGUUCGAAUACUGCAGGCUCUGAAUACGAUAAGAAAAAAAACUAUGUAGCAGCUAAAGAAUUGGAGCAUAUUUUCAAGGUUUCGGUUGUCCGUCAUAGACAUAAUAAACCAAAUGUUACUUUUCGAGAAGUAGCAAAUUGUUUCAUGAUAAUUGAUACUGCAAAAAAAAUAGAUAUACGCCCUCAGGAGAUUAUUGUAAUUGGAGAUCGAAUCACAGGUGAUGUGAUGUUUGGAAACAAACUUGGAAUGCUAACAAUUCUCACCAAACCUCUAGCCAUACAGAAUGAAAAUUAUUUUAUUAAAAUUUCUAGAUUUCUAGAACAAGGUAUUUUAAACGUAAUAGAAACGUUUGGUAUAACUCCGCCAAAAAACCCUUUUGUUAGCAAUCUCCCAGAGUUUCGUAAUGUCAUCAUAAAAAAACAUGAAUAGAGAUAAUGGCCAUAAAUAUAUU
This is a messenger RNA of Schistocerca gregaria, 812 nucleotides long. RefSeq lists its product as uncharacterized. The transcript has 3 exons. Gene Ontology annotation, molecular function: phosphatidylglycerophosphatase activity. The coding region runs from base 41 to 790 and encodes 249 amino acids. The record is from RefSeq and is a predicted model, not a curated record. NCBI's taxonomy places the organism in Eukaryota, Metazoa, Arthropoda, Insecta, Orthoptera, Acrididae.